Messenger RNA from Seriola dumerili (greater amberjack), 3319 nucleotides. It is a transcript of the gene ap1m3, whose product is annotated as AP-1 complex subunit mu-1-like. Gene Ontology annotation, cellular component: clathrin adaptor complex; clathrin-coated vesicle. Gene Ontology annotation, molecular function: clathrin-cargo adaptor activity. Gene Ontology annotation, biological process: intracellular protein transport; vesicle-mediated transport. The coding region runs from base 124 to 1395 and encodes 423 amino acids. The record is from RefSeq and is a predicted model, not a curated record. The transcript has 12 exons. Lineage: Eukaryota; Metazoa; Chordata; Actinopteri; Carangiformes; Carangidae.
UAGAGGAGAGGAGGAAGGAGGAUGAUGGGAGUGAGAAUUACUGCACACAAGUGACCCAUAUCUGACAAUAGACCACAUAAUAUCUCGGCUGCUUCUUGGACUCGAGUUUUUUUCUCCACCAGGAUGUCGGCGUCGGCGAUAUUUAUCCUCGACCUGAAGGGAAAGGUGCUGAUCUGCCGUAACUACAUGGGGAACAUGGACAUGAAUGAGAUUGACCACUUCAUGCCUAUCCUGAUGAAGAGGGAAGAAGAGGCUGAGAUGACGCCGCUGGUCAGCCAUGGCUCUGCGCACUUCAUGUGGAUCAAACACAGCAACCUUUACUUGGUGGCGAUGACCAAGAAGAAUGCCAACGCUGCUCUCGUGUACUCCUUUCUUUAUAAAAUAAUCCAGGUGUUUAAGGAGUACUUUAAGGAGCUCGAGGAGGAGAGCAUCCGCGACAACUUUGUGACAGUGUACGAGUUGAUGGACGAAGUGAUGGACUUCGGCUUCCCUCAGACAACUGACAGCAAGAUCCUACAAGAAUAUAUCACCCAGCAGGGUCAUAAAUUAGAAGUCGGGGCUCCUCGACCUCCUGCCACCGUCACCAACGCAGUGUCUUGGCGGUCGGAGGGCAUCAAGUACAGGAAGAACGAAGUUUUCAUGGACGUCAUUGAGUCUGUAAAUUUACUGGUGAGCGCCAACGGCAGCGUCCUGCGCAGUGAAAUAGUGGGCACCAUUAAGCUCAAAGUGGUCCUGUCGGGGAUGCCUGAACUCAGACUGGGGCUCAAUGACAAAGUGCUGUUUGAAAUCACAGGCAGAGAGAAGAGUAAGACAGUGGAGCUGGAGGAUGUGAAGUUCCAUCAGUGUGUCCGUCUGUCACGCUUCGAGAACGACCGCACCAUUUCUUUCAUCCCACCUGAUGGCGAGAGCGAGCUCAUGUCCUACCGCCUUAACACUACAGUGAAGCCUCUCAUAUGGAUCGAGAGUGUGAUUGAGAAGUUCUCUCACAGCCGUGUGGAGAUCAAGGUGAAGGCUCGGAGUCAGUUCAAGAGUCGGUCCACUGCCAACAACGUGGCCAUUAUGGUGCCAGUGCCCAGUGAUGCUGACUCACCCAAGUUCAAGACCAGCACGGGCAGCGCCAAGUGGGUGCCCGAGAAGAACGUGGUGCAGUGGAACAUCAAGUCUUUCCCUGGUGGUAAGGAGUACAUUAUGCGAGCACACUUUGGGCUUCCCAGUGUGGAGAGUGAUGAACUGGAGGCCAAGAGACCAAUCACAGUUAACUUUGAGAUCCCCUAUUUCACUGUGUCUGGAAUUCAGGUGCGUUACCUAAAGAUCAUAGAGAAGAGCGGUUACCAGGCGUUACCAUGGGUGCGCUACAUCACACAAAGUGGAGAUUACCAGCUCCGGACAAACUAAAGGGCACAGAUGCUGCUAGACGAAUGGAUAUUUUCUCUCUCUGUCUGUUUCCUCUCCUCUCCUCUCCUCUCCUCUCCUCUCCUCUCCUCACCCCUUCUCCGGCUCCUCGUCUGCAAUGGACAGCAGAGGACAAGUGCAGGAGGACAUAUGAAAUUUUUCUCCACUCUGAGUGGAAACAAGACAUCAUCCCCUCCUCUGAGGACUCACUCAGCUCAGACAGGAAAGGCUGUGGCAUCACCUCUGACCUGUGAUUCUUUCUUUUUUUGUAAGGGUUCCUCAGGACUCCAGUGAAAUGUUUUAAUAUGUGAAUAAUGAACUGAUAACUUUGUGACACUGUCUGGUUCUGCCAAGCUCCCAUUUCCUCACUUUUGAUGCGAUACCACUUGAGAAGAAUUCGGGAAACAACACAUUAUUUUUAAUGUAGUUUUCCUCAGAAAGAAAAAAAAAACAUACUCAAACAUAGACUUGAACGAAGCCUGAUCUAUUUUGAGUUCUUGGCUUUCUACUGUGCAACAUGAGUAUACAGUAACUGUGAUGGGUUAUUGUCAGUUCUUAUUUCACAAAGGACCAUGAUGAUGAUCGGAAGUGUGCCAUGUACUGCAGCCGAGAGAUUUUUCUUUUCUUUUAACCACUAUACACCACAUCCUGGCAAAUCUCUCAGCACCUUUAACUGUAAGGGUUUUGUCCUUAAUAUCCACUUUAUUACCCACAUACAUCGUUACUCAGUUGUUCAUCCUCCUCCCUCUCAAAGGCAUAUAUCAGAACCUCUAUAAUAUACAUUCAUUGCCUAUAUGUCAUCACCUUUAGCACUGUGAACAUAAUCCCCAGUGCACUGAAACUAACACCAGCGACCAGAUCAAUGACUAAUAAGGCACAAUAUUGUCAGAGGCGUUGGCAGUGUAACGCAGUACUGUCGACACACUCCCACGGGGCCUGUAACCUUGUCCUUGUGUUCGAAAUCAGCCUGCAGCUUCGAGGCAGAGACUGAAGGAAUGAGCACAGUGCAGACAUUUUUUGUCAUGUAGUUAUCUGUUGUUUAUACUGUACUAGUUAGUCUCCAGUGGAAAAUGCUUUGAAGGGCAAGAAAAGUGGGUUCAGGAAGGUGAAUGAGACAAAAGUAAAAUAACCUGAAGGGAUUUCUUUUUCUUUGCAGAAUCUCAGAAUACUGACAGUAUGUUGAGGUGAUCGUUUUUUCAUGACUUUUUUUUAAAUUUUUUAUAUAUAUUGUAUGUCGACCUGCGGGCCUCUGCUCUUCUUCAAAGCAGUUUGUGGUGCAAUUCACUCCCUCUGUUGUGCAUGCAUUGCACCACAUCAGUUCAGCUGCACUGCCAAAAGAGAAGAGAGUCCUGAGUCAUUUUAUUGCAUCGCUGCUGUUAAAGAACAAAAACCGUCUGUUACAAUCAAUCCAUUUUCCUGUGUGCGACAUAUUUCAGACACCAAUGAGGAUUUUUAAUAAGUGUAUGUUGUUAUGUGUUUUCAUUAAUUUAUCAACUACUGUUUGUCCAUAGGAAGCAAAGGGAUAUAUUUGGAAAUAAAUAAUUUUUUGUACCGUGUUUUGAAAUACAGUGGGGUUUUUUUUUUUGUUUGUAAGAGAAAUUUUUUAUUUGUAGUUCCAAACAAGACUACUUCACCAAAUUGUGAUGGAUGAAUAAUAUCAUGCUCUGAAAUACAGAGCAUCAACAGUGUGAUAUAAUGGACAGAUCUGCUAUGAGUUCUGUAUGAAUAUUUAACCGCAAAUGUCACAUACAGGAACAUACGAAAACAAAAAAUGUCAAAUUAAACGAAAGUUAGAGUUAAAAUAUUUAAAAGAAAAUUUUCAUUGAGAAGCUAUAAACCUUUUUUGAUGCAUUGGUUGGCAAUACCAUUAAAGGAAUUAUUCACUUAUUUGUGCGUUUGCAGAGUUUAGCUUUGCCUAAUAACUGGA